Molecule: messenger RNA, 815 nt
Organism: Sipha flava (yellow sugarcane aphid)
Lineage: Eukaryota; Metazoa; Arthropoda; Insecta; Hemiptera; Aphididae
Exons: 2
Coding region: 97-648 (183 amino acids)
Source: RefSeq, a predicted model, not a curated record
AUAAAUUAGGCUUCGUGGAAAUUAAUCAUAACACUACACGGAAUAGUUCUUUCCCGCACGAUCAGCUGUAAAACAAGUCAUACACUUACAUCUGCAAUGAAUCUUAAUACGAUGCGGACGGAAACAUCGUUGGCGGGGAAACUUAUGUCAGUGGUGAUGUCGAUUGUGCUGAUCAGUGGUACCACUGAGACGGCUGCGGCACCGCAACUGCUGCAGCCGCUGUCCAGCCAGUUCAUUUCAGAAGCCAAGGGUUACGCGACCGGAUACGGUUACAGUGGCGUCCAAGUACCGGUGGCCGUCCAGGUGGGCAAGACGGUGCAAUACGCGGCCGCACCGCCACCACCACCACCACCACCACCACCGUCCGCCGUGGUUGGUUACGCGCCAUCCUUCGUGUACAAGCCGGACCUAUCGGCAUACGCGGCCGCGUCAUUCCCGCAAGUGGAACAGUUGCACAGGUUCAACCCAGUAGUGCGACCGGUGCACACCGUCGUGCCAAAAGUGACGGCCGUCGAACCGUCCGUCACCGUGCAAAAGACGUACGUGGACGUGCCCGUGCCCGAGUACAGACCGCCGGCCGCAGCGGUCGUAGUGCAAGACGCAUCGCCCUACAACUACUACAACUAUCAAUUGAUCGACCGCAAAUGAUCAGCAGGAUCAAGAUGUUAAAGAAGAAGGAAAAAAAAACGAUUUGUUGUACUUCAUUAUAAUAACAUGUGUGUGUAUUUUAUUUAUUUAAGAAAACGGAACGCGCCAGACAUUGUGUGCUGUACGCGAUUAUUUAUCAUUAUUACAAUAUUAUUUUUGUUCUCGUA